Messenger RNA from Caenorhabditis elegans, 812 nucleotides. It is a transcript of the gene sdz-1, whose product is annotated as Skn-1 dependent zygotic transcript 1 protein. The coding region runs from base 7 to 726 and encodes 239 amino acids. The transcript is spliced from 2 exons. NCBI's taxonomy places the organism in Eukaryota, Metazoa, Nematoda, Chromadorea, Rhabditida, Rhabditidae. The record is from RefSeq and is marked reviewed.
UUAAUAAUGUUGAGAUAUAUCUUUUUCGCUGCUAUUCUUUUCUUCGUCUUCCCAAACACCGAGUCCGCUGGAUUUCUCAAAUUUGAGUUAACAGCCGACAGAGACUGUCUCCUUCAUUUGGAACAUUCUUCAACAUAUUCUGAAACAGUGCGCCUUCUAGCAUACGAAUCCCGACCAUUGGAAAUCUAUACUCAAGGUUCUAUUAAUGAGAUUCCAGUUCAUUUCCAACUACUUCAUCAUUUCUCUGGUAAAGCAUUAUCAGAGGCUAAAUUUCAAAUUUUCCAAUUGAAAAAUAAUGGACUUUGGGAUUCAAAAGUUAUCGAUACUGAUAAGGUUAUUCUUUCGGUUCGUUCAACUUUUUAUUGUGAAAAUGGAUAUUUCGGUCCAAUUUGUGAUCGUCGUUCACGGACUUUUGCUCCAAAAUCUGAUAUUCAAACUUCAACACCUGGAUACCAAACUCAAGUUUUGAAAUUUGAUUUCAAAAUAAGUGACGACAUAAUCAUCUACUCCUCUCUUGCAUUUUUCGUGCUCCUGCUCAUUAUCUUCAACUGUAUUCUGUGCUGCUAUCGCCCGAAGAAGUCUCAAAAAUAUCUAGAUGUAUCACUCGGUUCUCCAAAAGUAUUCUCUAUUUGUGGAUACUCUGCAGAUAAAUCAGGAAACACUACAGAAUAUUUGGAUGCACCAAGCCGAUUUUUCUCGUCUACUAAAAUUGAAUGUGUCGUAUAAAUAUUUGAAUAAUCGAACCUACAUAAUAUUACGUUCAUCAUAUUGUAACAAAUUCUUCAAAUUCAUUAUUCUCCUCAAUAAAUUUA